GCGGGGCCCGCGGUGCUGCGGCUCGGGAGCGCGGCCCGUGCCCGUGCGCGCCCCACGCCCCCGCCCCAUCCCCGGGCGCGCGGGCGCAGCGGCGGGAGCGGGAGCCAAGCAGGAGCCGCAAGGAGAUUGCUGCACGAGCCGCCCUCAGCUCUGCUGUUCUGCACACCCUGAGCACUGGAGAUGAGCUUAAGAUCGUCCUGGGAGGCAAGCUCAGGACUGGAGAGAGCAACACUGCCCUGCUGAUCCCCCGGGGCCACCGUGAUGGGGGCUUGAUUAGACCGUCUCUUUUCCUGCUGCGUGGCCAACAGGGGGUUUGGAAGAUCAUGAUCACAUGGAUGCAUCUAACUAAAUGGUCCCAGGGGACAUGGUGGUCUCAUAGAGAGCACGUCUAGAUUACUGGCUAAUUUCUUGGUUUGCGGCUAUACGUAGAACACUGUUUGAUUCUAGCUCCCAGGCCUCCUCGACAUCCCGCAUCAUGCUAUCUUCGGCAGUCUGAACUCCGUUCCUAAAAUGGUCCUUCUGCUGAUCCUAUCAGUCCUGCUUUUGAAAGAAGAUGUCCGCGGGAGCGCGCAGUCCAGCGAAAGGAGGGUGGUGGCCCACAUGCCAGGCGACAUCAUCAUCGGCGCGCUCUUUUCUGUCCACCACCAGCCUUCCGUGGACAAAGUGCACGAGCGCAAGUGCGGUGCGGUGCGGGAGCAGUAUGGCAUUCAGAGGGUGGAGGCCAUGCUGCACACCCUGGAGAGGAUCAACUCGGACCCCACGCUGCUGCCCAACAUCACCCUGGGCUGCGAGAUCCGGGAUUCCUGCUGGCACUCCGCCGUGGCCCUGGAGCAGAGCAUCGAGUUCAUAAGGGACUCCCUGAUCUCCUCCGAGGAAGAGGAAGGUCUGGUGCGCUGCGUGGACGGCUCCUCCUCUGCCUUCCGCUCCAAGAAGCCCAUCGUUGGGGUCAUUGGGCCUGGGUCCAGCUCUGUGGCCAUCCAGGUCCAGAACCUGCUUCAGCUUUUUAACAUACCUCAGAUUGCGUACUCAGCAACAAGCAUGGACCUGAGCGACAAGACUCUGUUCAAGUACUUCAUGAGAGUCGUGCCUUCAGAUGCCCAGCAGGCGCGAGCCAUGGUGGACAUAGUGAAGCGGUACAACUGGACCUACGUGUCGGCCGUGCACACAGAAGGCAACUAUGGAGAAAGUGGCAUGGAAGCUUUCAAAGACAUGUCGGCCAAGGAAGGGAUUUGCAUUGCCCACUCUUACAAGAUCUACAGCAACGCUGGGGAGCAGAGCUUCGACAAGCUGCUCAAGAAGCUCAGGAGUCACCUCCCCAAAGCCCGCGUGGUGGCCUGCUUCUGCGAGGGCAUGACUGUCCGGGGUCUGCUCAUGGCCAUGCGGCGUCUGGGGUUAGCAGGAGAAUUUCUGCUUCUCGGCAGCGACGGCUGGGCUGACAGGUACGAUGUGACAGACGGGUAUCAGCGAGAAGCUGUCGGUGGUAUCACGAUCAAGCUCCAAUCUCCUGAUGUCAAGUGGUUUGAUGAUUAUUAUCUGAAGCUCCGGCCAGAAACAAACCUUCGAAAUCCUUGGUUUCAAGAAUUUUGGCAGCAUCGCUUUCAGUGCCGGCUCGAAGGGUUUGCCCAGGAGAACAGCAAAUACAACAAGACUUGCAAUAGUUCUCUAACUCUUAGAACUCAUCAUGUUCAAGAUUCCAAAAUGGGAUUUGUAAUCAAUGCCAUCUAUUCCAUGGCCUACGGGUUACACAACAUGCAGCUGUCCCUCUGUCCUGGCUAUGCGGGACUUUGUGAUGCAAUGAAGCCAAUUGAUGGACGAAAACUUUUGGAUUCCUUGAUGAAAACUAAUUUUACUGGAGUUUCUGGUGAUAUGAUCCUAUUUGAUGAAAAUGGAGACUCUCCAGGAAGGUAUGAAAUAAUGAAUUUUAAGGAAAUGGGAAAAGAUUAUUUUGAUUAUAUCAAUGUUGGAAGCUGGGACAAUGGAGAAUUAAAAAUGGAUGAUGAUGAAGUAUGGUCCAGAAAAAACAGCAUCAUCAGAUCUGUCUGCAGCGAACCAUGUGAGAAAGGUCAGAUAAAGGUGAUCCGGAAGGGAGAGGUGAGCUGCUGUUGGACCUGUACCCCCUGUAAAGAGAACGAGUACGUCUUUGACGAGUACACCUGCAAGGCAUGUCAGCUGGGAUCCUGGCCCACUGAUGACCUUACAGGCUGUGAUUUGAUUCCAGUCCAGUAUCUCCGCUGGGGUGACCCUGAGCCCAUCGCUGCUGUGGUGUUCGCCUGCCUUGGCCUGCUGGCGACCUUGUUUGUCACCGCAAUCUUCAUCAUUUACCGUGAUACUCCAGUAGUCAAGUCCUCUAGCAGGGAACUCUGCUACAUUAUCCUCGCUGGCAUCUGCCUGGGCUACCUUUGUACCUUCUGCCUCAUUGCAAAGCCCAAACAGAUUUACUGCUAUCUUCAGAGAAUUGGCAUUGGUCUCUCCCCAGCCAUGAGCUAUUCAGCUCUUGUAACCAAAACCAAUCGUAUUGCAAGGAUCCUGGCUGGCAGCAAGAAGAAGAUUUGUACCAAAAAACCCAGAUUCAUGAGUGCCUGUGCCCAGCUGGUUAUUGCUUUCAUUCUCAUAUGCAUCCAACUGGGUAUCAUCGUUGCCCUCUUUAUAAUGGAGCCCCCCGAUAUAAUGCAUGACUACCCAAGUAUUCGAGAAGUCUACCUGAUUUGUAAUACCACCAACCUAGGAGUUGUCACUCCACUUGGCUACAAUGGAUUAUUGAUUUUGAGCUGUACCUUCUAUGCUUUCAAGACCAGAAACGUUCCAGCUAACUUCAACGAGGCCAAGUAUAUCGCCUUCACAAUGUAUACUACCUGCAUUAUAUGGCUAGCCUUUGUGCCAAUCUACUUUGGAAGCAACUACAAAAUCAUCACCAUGUGUUUCUCGGUCAGCCUCAGUGCCACAGUGGCACUAGGCUGCAUGUUUGUGCCGAAGGUGUACAUCAUCCUGGCCAAACCAGAGCGGAACGUGCGCAGCGCCUUCACCACGUCCACUGUGGUGCGCAUGCACGUGGGCGACGGCAAGUCUUCCUCGGCGACCAGCAGGUCCAGCAGCCUGGUCAACCUGUGGAAGAGGAGGGGCUCCUCCGGGGAAACCUUAAGGUACAAAGACAGGAGACUGGCCCAGCACAAGUCGGAAAUAGAAUGUUUCACCCCCAAAGGGAGUAUGGGGAAUGGUGGGAGAGCAACAAUGAGCAGCUCCAACGGGAAGUCGGUCACCUGGGCCCAGAGCGAGCGCAGCAGCCGGGGGCAGCACCUGUGGCAGCGGCUGUCGGUGCACAUCAGCAAGAAGGAGAACCCCAACCAGACGGCCGUCAUCAAGCCGUUCCCGCAGAGCGCGGGGCCCGGGGGCGCGGGGCCGGGGGAUGCGGGGACCGGGGGCGCGGGGGGAGCGGGGCCCGGGGGCGCGGGCGGCGCGGGGGGCGCGGGGUCCGGGGCCCUGGGGGGCGCGGGGGGCGCGGGGGGCGCGGGGGGCGCGGGGGGCGCGGGCCCGGCCGUCGGGGACGCGGAGCCCGGCCGGCCGCGCUCGCCGUCGCCGCUGAGCGCGCUGGCUGGCCGCACGGACGAGGACGCGCCGUCGCUGCCGUCGUCGCAGGGGUCCCUGCUGGAGCAGAUCAGCAGCGUGGUGAGCCGCUUCACGGCCAACAUCAGCGAGCUCAACUCCAUGAUGCUGCCGCCCGGCUGCGCGCGGCCGGGCGCCCUGACCACGCUGGCCGACGUGCAGCCCGCGCCGCCCGCGCCCGCGCGCGCCGAGCUGGAGGAGCUGGUGGCGCUCACGCCGCCGUCCCCGUUCCGCGACUCGGCGGGCUCGGGCGGCAGCGCCCCCGGCUCCCCCGUGUCCGAGUCGGCGCUCUGCGUCGCCGCGUCCCCCAAGUACGACGCGCUGGUGGUCCGCGACUACUCGCAGAGCUCGUCGUCGCUGUGACCGCCGGCGGCGGCCCCCGCGGGCGGGACGCGACCCCCGGCGCGGGGCGGCGGAGCCGCGCCCUGUAACAUAGCCCGGCCCGUCCCCGUCCCUCCCUCGGGCGAGCCGCUCUCCAACAUGAAUGUACAUUUUCUAACGAACGCCGACCUGGGACCAAACGCUGCCCCCCGCUCCCGGUCCUCCCCUCCCUCGCCCUCCCGCCCCGCCCCUCCCCACUCCUCCCGCGUCCCCGCGGACGCCCCGCUUCUGUCCUUGGAAGGCCUGGACAGCCUCGGCCCAGCGCCCGGGCCGGGAUGGGCGAGGACCGCCUCGCUGAUACAGAGUAGAGCUUCUAGGAGACACGUUCCUCUCCAGCCGGUGUGGAAUCCUCUUCCGAAAGCCUGCAUUCCACCUAGUAAUUUCAGUUCACCUCCAUUAACCAAGAAAACCAGUGGAAGAUUUCUUGACUAUUUCACCGUGUUGCCAAUCAAUACUGGAGUAGCAAAAAAUAAUAAUAAUAAUAAUAAUAAUAUUUUCUGGAAUACCUGUUUUGUAAUUCCCUCACUGGGGUGCAUUCUGUAGCUGGAAAUUCUCUUUAUAAUAACAAUAAUAAUUCUUGAGCUCCAGCUUAGCUCUCUUUCGUAAAAUGUGGCCACUCUUCCUUAUAAAUGCCGUUCCUUUAGCAUUGCCAGCUAAAAUGCAAAAUUAUGCAUUUGGGUUUCUUCUUUUCUCUGAGAACCUAUUCUUUUCAAGUUCCACCAUUGAAAGAAUGGUUCAUAGAUCCAUUUUAGACAUUGCCACAUCGGAGGGACUAUUGUUCAGAAAAUUAACUAUCUUAAUACGCUAGACAUUCUAAACUGUCAGCCAGUUUAGCAGAGAUUUAGCUAUGCCAGUGACCAGAGAUUUUAACUCUUCUUGGCUGUGUGAACUGGGCAGCUAUGAACAAGGACAAAUGUAGAUUUUUUAAAGCAAUACAGGAUACUAAAACAAGAAUCUUGAUGAACAGAAACACGCGAUCUUUCUUAGUUAUUCCAAGAGGCAAAGCAAUGAUUAGUGUUUUCCUUUUACAAUAAUUAUUAAUGUGGUUUUACUUAGUUCAUACUGUCGCUUUUGAAACUGCAGAAAAGAGAUGGAAAGUUAUAGUAGUACUUUGAUAGGACAUUAGUGAUGUAGAAUUCAUAGCUCAAAGACCUGCACCCACUGUCAUAUUUUCUUCCUCCCAUUACAACUAUCCUCAGGUGCCAAAUGUUCUUGAGUUUUAAAUAAGGAUAGUAAUAAAAGGAGGAGGCAACCUAUAAAUUUAAAGUUCAGUUGACCCAGCCUUAUACUAAAGAUAGCCUUAUGUAAAAUAUUUGCUAUGAGGCAGAAGCUUAUUUUUGGCAGAGAGAAAAAUAAAAUCUUUUCCUUUUGUUUAAUAUCCUUAUUUUGAUAGGUAUUUUAAAUUUCACAUUUAUUUAAAAAUAAGCUGAGAGAUAAUUUAUCAUUCUCCACUUUUAAAAGUUAUAGUAAAUAUAUUUCCUGAUCUUCCUUUUAUAUUUGUUCUAAUAUUUCAAAUCGCAUCUUCCCAAAUAGUUAAAGCUAAUAAUUUACCAAAAUGCACAUUGUUUAAAAAUAAAAUUUCCCAUGUCAAAUUUGAAAAUAAGACAAUCAGAAUGCACCUAACCCAAAUAUUAGAGUAAAACUCUUGAAACAGAGAUAAGAUAACUAACUGCUAUGGUUUUGUCACAAACAAAUGUCAGCCUCUACUUGAAAAACAAAUGUAAAUACUUUUAAAUAUUAAUAUUCUUCGAUCCUCACCAAAAGGGUGGCAUUCACCUGGGGAUUGAUUGUUGAUUUCUUAGGCAUUGAGCUUUUUUAAGUCUGUUCUACUAAGUUUUAAAAAUUUGUUUCAUAAAACCCUUCUGCUGAUUUUUAUUUUAUUCUCAACUUCCGUAAGUUUGGCUGUGUUGACCAAUAGAACACUUAAAAUACUUUCUUCGUUAUAAAACACCUUCUUUUUCUAAUUUUUAGUAAUCUGUUUCUUUGAAAAAGACACUACUUUAUGAGAUGAUUCAUUAGAAAUUAAAACAAUGCAAGUAAUUUGCUAUGUAAUAUUCCAUAUGAAAGUAUAACCAGCUGUAAUAAGAAAAAUAAUUUAUCUGAUUAGAAUGGAAUAAUGUGUAUUUUACUUUGUAUUUCUAUUUGCCACGUCAUUCAGUAUAUUGUAUAAUACAUGAUAUUAUUAAUUAUGCAUUCUUGGGGUAUUUUAUUUGGGAAUGAUGCUAACUUUGUCUCUUUGCCAAUUCUGAUAUCAGGUUCCACGUAAUAAAUCUACAAUACAUAGAGAAUUGACUUCAUUCUAAGACUAGGAUAUGAACUUCACAAAUCAUUUGGGUACCUGUUAUCAUUGAAUUUUUCAUGAGAACAAUCUUUUUCCUGGUGCCCAGGGAUAAUUCAGUUGGAACCAGCAGGAAAGUACAAUAAAAUACUAAGGUUCAUGAAAGUGACCCUAAAAAUCAGUUUGGUCAAAGGAUGAAGAAGAAGAAGAGACCCAUCUGGGUGAAGUUAUACAGAAUACGUAAGUAGUUAGCAUUCUGCUUGGGUAAAGCAGAUCAUAACUGAUCUGGGAAGAACUGACUCUGAUUGAGGGGUAGGAACAAAAAGGGCAUAUGGGAAGGAAAAUCACACAAAAGGUGACAAAGUUGAAAAAAGCAAAUCUUGAAUGUGCUAACCCUAGAGAGCAACAGUCUUCCCGGUCUACUGCUGUUAUUAGUAAGCAAUCAGAAAGGUCAGAAACGUUUUCACUGUAAAUGAACUGUUUAAUGGCUUUGCUGCAAUUUUGCAAUUCCAAACCAGGAAUUAAAUACUUUUUAAGAAAAUAAAAUAUUUCCUAUGCUAGUCUCCCGGCAAAAUGUACAUGCUUUUGGAGACUUCAAAGGCAUUAUCUGAGUUCACAUUUAUCUACAGCUAACCUCAAGUUGUCAGAAUCUCUAUAGUUACCAUUUGCAAUUUUAUACUGUGAAAAAUUACAGAUCAGUGAAAAUCACAAGAGUAAAUCAGAAAUCACCUAAAAGAGGGUCUGAGGCCUGGGAGAGUCUCUGUCUGUUGAAGAUGAGGCAUGUAUAAAAACGAAGCUGAAUUUCACUGAUCUUCCCAAUGUGAACAAAUAUACUAUGUAUAUUGUGUGUAUUUCUAGAAUUCAAUGGCAGCUGCUGGUGGUGUUUGCAUUUAGAAAUCUAUAUAGAAUAUAGAUAUUAUAGAAAGAUGGUGCCAAUCCUAAAGAGUUUUGUGGGCUACAAGUGCUUGUACUUACUUUUUUCUGCACUUAUAACGAAUUUGAUUUCAAAAUUGUGUGUAUAUUUGUUCUUUUUCUGUUGUUGCAGCUUGUACUAUUAAAACAAUAGAUAACAUUAAAUUAUUUUGAAGUGAAUUGCAAAUGAUUGUUUUCAUAAAAUUUAACAUUUUUAACAGCAUUGUUUUGCUUUGUACUUGUAUAAAUGUGUUUUACUUUGGUAUUUUAAAAUACAAUUGCCUGUUUCUCAGUUGUCUAAAUCAUGUUAUGGUUGGUGUUUGUGAAAUCAGUUACCUUUUGAAAAAUAUUAAAAAAAAAGACUCAA
This is a messenger RNA of Sorex araneus (European shrew), 7538 nucleotides long. RefSeq names its product glutamate metabotropic receptor 5 (gene GRM5). The record is from RefSeq and is a predicted model, not a curated record. Gene Ontology annotation, cellular component: postsynaptic density membrane. Lineage: Eukaryota; Metazoa; Chordata; Mammalia; Eulipotyphla; Soricidae. Bases 511 to 3963 code for a protein of 1150 amino acids. Gene Ontology annotation, molecular function: adenylate cyclase inhibiting G protein-coupled glutamate receptor activity; G protein-coupled receptor activity involved in regulation of postsynaptic membrane potential. Gene Ontology annotation, biological process: trans-synaptic signaling by endocannabinoid, modulating synaptic transmission; regulation of synaptic transmission, glutamatergic; G protein-coupled glutamate receptor signaling pathway. The transcript is spliced from 11 exons.